GCUUCUCCGUCGGACACAUAGACGUCGGCUGAUCUCCCAGCGAUCUUCUCUGGAGACUUUGGAGGACAUAGAAGAAAAUGCCCCACUACGCAGAUGUCGGACUCUCUCAGGAUCACCCAGACCAAAGAACUUUAAGAAGGUUCAUUUUAUCAAGAACAUGCGGCAGCAUGACACCAGAAAUGGCAGAAUAGUCCUUAUCAGCAGCAGAAGAUCCUUCUGUAGCAUAUUUUCAGUGCUGCCAUAUCGAGACUGUACCCAAGUCGGGGACAUGAAGUUGGAUGGUGGACGCCAGUGCCAUUCUACUGGAGUGUGUCUGAAAGAGAUCAUUGGUCUUGAAGGUGUGGAGCUCGGAGCAGACGGGAAGACUGUUUCGUAUACACAGUUCCUGUUUCCAACCAACGCUCUAGGAACUCGGAGGAACACAAUAGACUCCACCUCAUCCUUCUCCCAGUUUCGCAAUGCAAGCCAUCGUAGCCUUUCUUUGGCAAGAGCUAACAGCACCCAGGGCAGCAUCGAUGCAGGCAGUGACCUGGGAGACUAUGUUGAAUACGACCCAAAUCUUUUAGAUGAUCCCCAGUGGCCAUGUGGCAAACAUAAGCGGGUUUUAAUAUUUCCUUCAUAUAUGACCACAGUCAUAGACUACGUGAAGCCAUCAGAUCUCAAAAAGGACAUGAAUGAGACAUUUAAGGAAAAGUUCCCUCACAUCAAGUUAACCCUCAGUAAAAUAAGAAGCUUGAAGAGAGAAAUGCGCAAGCUUGCUCAAGAAGAAUGUGGUUUUGAAGAGCCCACAGUAGCCAUGGCCUUUGUCUACUUUGAGAAGCUCGCUCUCAAGGGGAAGCUGAACAAGCAGAAUAGAAAGCUUUGUGCUGGAGCCUGUGUUCUUUUAGCAGCCAAAAUUGGCAGUGACCUCAGAAAACAUGAAGUCAAGCAUCUUAUAGAUAAACUGGAAGAGAAGUUCCGGCUGAACAGGCGAGAGCUGAUUGCCUUUGAGUUCCCCGUGCUGGUGGCCUUGGAGUUUGCUCUCCACCUUCCUGAGCACGAAGUGAUGCCGCACUACAGACGCUUGAUCCAGAACUCCUAGCACUGGCUGCCCUGCUGGGAAGGGGCUCCGGACUGUUCCCACCUGGCUCUCUUGAGCUGCAUUACUACUGGAAAUGCAAAGUUACAGACUCCUAACACUUCACUCUCUCCCUCUCCGAACCAGUUUUUUCAACAACUGAUGGGAAACGCUGCGUUGACGUAAGACUCGGCUUUGACAAAUUUAGAUGUCGUUACUUUCUCAAAGCAGGUGGAGACUGAGAUGUUGGUACAUGGUUAAUGUGCUGAAACUGGAUGGCAACUGACCCUACCAGUGGGGACUGCGGACCUACAAGCUACCUGUCAUCAGUCAUACAAAAGCCUGAGGGGGCAGCCUCCACUACCACCCCUCUCUCAAUCACACAAACCCUGAAAGCCCACUUGAGUGCAUUCUCAUAGUGCUUUUUCUACAAACCUGCUGCAACUCAUGAAAGGACACCUUGUGAAAAAGCUUUUAAAGAGAAUAUCUUCACUGUGUCAAAAAGAAUGUGCCAAUCUAUUUUUGUAUCAGCAAUUGAAAGUGCACUUUUUCCUGUGGGGUGUUUGUGUGUAGAUGUGUGUGUGUGUGUGCGCGAUGCUGACCUGACCUGUGUCCAUGUGGGUGGCUUUGCUGUUUCAGCCUGUAUCAGUUACUGAGGGGGAAGAUCAAGGUGACCUUACGUGUUUACUUCUUGAAAAACAUAACUACUGGAAAAGUGGUAAAUGGGAUCAUUUUUGGAUGCUCGUUUUAUUGUUUUCUAAUUCUCUGAUCUUUCCAACAUCUUACCUUUGAAAGGAUCACACUACUAUCAGGAGAGAAGGAUCAGCAGCUGACCGUAAGUUUUCAGUCAUGUUUGUGAUAGAAGUGAAAGCAUUAGUAUGAGAUUUCCAUGUCAUGUUUUUUAAAAAUAUCUUGUGUUAAGCCACAUGCUUAUUUUUAACCUUCGCACUUUUCCCACUGUGGAGAUGGUUAAGACUUGCACUCUGUAGUGUUGUAUUUCUGUGCUCUAUGUUAGAGUGCAUAAUAAGCACAUUUGUUGUGCUGUAUCUUAAAACAGUGUUUUAUUAAAAAAAAAAAAAAAAAGUAGGGCUCAGCAGUAUAACAGGUGUGUUAAGGCUCCAACAGCAGGGGCAUCAGCUGUUGUUCAGGUUUUGUUUUUUAAUGAAAAUUGACUGUGCAAAACCUAUAAUCAGUGCCCAUUUAAGUUAAAGACCCUGUUCCUUCCAACAUUUCAGUAUUGGAGUUUAACAUGAAGCCUUCCUGCAACUCCCAUGGCUCUGACUGGAUGGAUGCCCAGAAGCUGCCGAGUGUCGCCUGCACUCCCUGAUGCUGCGUGGAUGCUGGGCUGUGCUCAUGGGCAUCACUCAGCCAAUGGCAUUCUGGGCAUCACACCCAUGUCCAAUCUCCUCCUGCACAGGUUCACUUCCCAAGCCUUGCCCUCCACGUGCCCCACAAGAUCCUGUACAGUCAAAUCCUUACACUUUUGAUGUCUUUUAUAAAUAAAUCUCAGCCAUGAGAUUGUAGCUGAAGCCUUACCUCUGUAAGUUCGGGAGUGCUUGCUCAGAGUAUGGGAAGGGCUUGUGAGCAGAACGUCGAGAGGUGGGACAUGUCAGAGGAUGUACACACACUAAUGCUUACUUUCUUUCACUCUUACUUUAACCGGUUUUAUUACUUCCUUUGGUUAGGCCAGAAAACAUCCAGUUUCUUUACCAGCUUUGACUCCUUUAAAUUCUAGUACCAAAAACACCUGCAUACGAUUGCUCUCUAGGAUCUGGAAAGGGUAUGGGAAAUGUGUCAGGACAAAUGGGAAUUCGUCUGAUGCUGUUGCUCUCCCUCCAUUUUAAGGGGGAGGGUCACUGUGCUGGCUUACAAUUAUUACUAAUACUUGUCUAAAUACUGAUUAGAUACAUUCCAGCGGGACUGGGGUUGGGUGAACAGAAAAAUGUGCACUUCCCUCCCCAGCGCAGCCCCCCACUCCCACUGCCUCCCAGCCCCAGCAGCCCAGGAGGAGAAGGGCCGAGUGCCCACGGCAGCACAGCAGCUGUCUGCAGACCACUGCAGUCAGCAGAUCUGUCCUAGGGCCUUCCGUCCUCGGCUGUGGCCCUCCCCUCCAAAAUCAUGUAUAUACAUUCAAGAUUUGCUUCUGGUGGCAGAGAUCUGUUCCCAACACUGACUGCUGAAAGCUAAGAGGAGGCUUUACCUUCUGCAAAGGUUCUGCCUUUUGCUUUUUAGUCUUGAUUUUUUUUUUUAAUGUUGCUUUAGAGUAUUGCAGGGAAAAAGCAAAUUGUGAUUGCAAGAUACAGACUAAAGAAUGGCAGUCUUACAGUAGUCUUCAGAGACGCUAUUGAAUCAUGCUGUCACAUUUUUUGUCUCCUGUGCUGCUACCCAAUCCCGAUCCACAGUUUACACAGAUUUCUGGGAGGAAAUCUGAUUGCUGGAGACUUUCUGCUUCUUGUUGUCAUUGUUUUCAUUGUUUUGGGGGUGGGAAAGGGUUUUGGAGUGAUGUUCAGUUACAGUUCCAAUGUGGAAUAAACAAGAUGGUGGCAAUGUUGCACUGUUCACUUAGGAAUGUAUAUAAAGCCAUAUGAUGCUAGAUCUCAAAGCACAAAGCAUGGUCAGUACGAUGGUGGUUAGGACUACGGGCAGCGUGUACCCCCUUUUGUCCCCAAUCCUGGGAAAAUUCAGGCUGAAGUGACAGAGGAAAUCUGUACCAAACAACAAACAGAAGUUGAUUGUUUGCCUUUGUCUUACAUGGUAACAAGUGUUGAUUUACAAAUGAUUUUAGAUUCAACUUCAAGUAGUUCCGAAAAUCAUCCAUUCCAUAUCACCUGUUAUGUUUUGAAAUUACAUACCAUACACUCUACCAUGCAGAGUUUUUGCUUUUUCUAGAAAAAAUAAAUAAAAGUUAAAAAAAAAUAAUUGAAAAACCCAGACUCUUUUCCACCAGUGACAGUAAGUAAAAUUAUUCUGUUCUCUCAUCUGUAUGUGUCAAAUGGUUCUGGUUUUGUCUUCCUCUGGGACAUAAAGCUGAUAAUUAAGAAGUCCUGGGCAUCUCCUAACCUUCAUCUCCUGCAGAUUCCUCACUUCCAGGAUCUCUUCUCCAGCCAAGAUCUCUUUUUGGCACCGGCUCCUCUCCAUCAUGUACAUAAGCAUGAAGUACACACAGACAAGCAGGCUCCUAUGCAAUUCUUCUGUCUCAUUACCCUUUGUUAAUUGGAGAGGUUGGGAUAUGCCACUUAGGUUUAGUCCAGGUGUUAUUCAGGUUUGCAGCUAGCUCCGUACCAGUGGUAGUGCACAUGGUAGGCUGUCAGAGUGGCAGUUUUGGACACUGAACACAAUUAUCUGCCAUCUAUUAGCAGUCAAACCAUCUUUUCCACCUCCGACACUCCCUAAAUCCAGCACAUACCUGGGCCUGGUUAGGCCAGAUGUUUUCACCAGACAGCACCCACGUAUUGUGCUUUUGCAUUGAAUGGUUCAAGAUCUGCUCAGAUGGAGCCCUAGGCAAUCUGAUCUAGUGCCUGACUUAGUGCCUGGCAACUCUGCCUGUGGCAUGAAGGCUGGAUCUGGAUGGUCUUUGAGAUCCCUUCCAACCCAAACCAUUCUGUGAUUCCACAUUCACUUUAAUAAACAGUUUUCAGAGGUUUGGUUUCCUACCCCAUACCCUUAGCUGUCUGUAUUCCAUAGAGCCCCAUAAUUGCAAAUCAGUAUUUGUGGUGUGGAGAACAGCAGUUUGAUUUACGUGGGACCCAGAAUGUAGAAAUAUACAGAAUGCUCUGCUAAUCAUCUUCCAAAGUAAUCUCACAAAUGCCAGUGUCAUCUUUGGAGUAGUCUGUAAUGACUUUAAAUGAAAUAACAUCAGCUAGUUGCUUCAACCACAUAGCAUGGAGCCUCUUUGCUGGAGGCAGAGCAAUUUAUUCGAAGAUAACACCUUCCCACAAUGCUAGCAGAUUUUGGCACCAGUCUCCAUGUUAAAAACAUUGAAACAACAUUAAAAAAAUUUUUUUUAAAGGUGAAAGUUGUUUAGAGAAGUGAGAGACUGUGCAUUCACAGCUACAGCAGUGCCAACAUCACUACUGAGACUGAAAUCUGUCCCAGGUUGCACCUUUAGGGAAGGGGUGGAGGUGUGGGAGGAGGACCUGAACUUCAUUUGUUCAUCCAUCUGCCAUUUGUAGAAAAGAUGGGGAAAAAAAAAGGAAAGGGGAGAAGAAUUUUCAGACUCAUCCCUUUGCUGAGACUUGUACACAAAGAGGGCUCUCUGAAACCUUGCUCCUGUCCAUAGGCUGCACAGUGAGGCCCUGCAG
Lagopus muta (rock ptarmigan) is the source of this 5358-nucleotide messenger RNA. RefSeq names its product Cdk5 and Abl enzyme substrate 1 (gene CABLES1). Bases 158 to 1081 code for a protein of 307 amino acids. The transcript is spliced from 10 exons. The record is from RefSeq and is a predicted model, not a curated record. Lineage: Eukaryota; Metazoa; Chordata; Aves; Galliformes; Phasianidae. Gene Ontology annotation, biological process: nervous system development; regulation of cell cycle. Gene Ontology annotation, cellular component: cytosol.